AUGGCAUGUUUGGUGGUGUGGCUCACCGACACGCGGUUUGCCCCGCUUUACAAGCUAAGUUCCCGCGACAUGUCAAAGAAGCAAGCCAAGAUCCUGUGUGAGUGGAGUUUUGCGAUUGAUGAGCUGCAGAAAGUCUAUUUCAGCGCAGCCGGAAGAGAACUGGGUCAUCCAAUCAAUUCUGCCUCAGUCAUAUCUGCCUUCAGCACCAGCAUGACUGCCUUGCCUUCGUCGUGGGGACAGACUCAACUGGGACGACAGCGUCGGUUGUCUCAGUUGAAGAUGGUCACGUUUGCGCGCCUAGCUAGAAAGCGUAGACGAGAGUCGUAG
This is a messenger RNA of Aphanomyces astaci, 327 nucleotides long. RefSeq lists its product as hypothetical. Lineage: Eukaryota; Oomycota; Saprolegniomycetes; Saprolegniales; Verrucalvaceae. The record is from RefSeq and is a predicted model, not a curated record. The transcript has a single exon. Bases 1 to 327 code for a protein of 108 amino acids.